UUGAUGUGACGUUGUCAACAACUGGACCUGGAGGAAGGAAAGUGUUAUUUGCUCUUUCGAGAUUUCAUUGAGUUCUUCGGGAUAAACGGUUAUUUAUACACUUUGAUAGCUUGCAGUGCGCCGACAUGUGCACGUGUUACUGUAGUACACAGCUAUGGGCGAUAAAGUUAUGGGAGCCAGCUAACGCUAGCUAGUCAACUAAUGUCUUUCAGUCAGAACUGUCAGAAGUUGGCUAGUUGCAAGCUAGCUAUUCCGUAGCUAACGUCAGUACAGUGAGGUUAGCCUGCUAUUUACUGUGAGCGACUCAUAGUCUGCGGUGGGUUGUGGCCAGCUAUAAAAACAUCACAUCCGUGGAGCUGCUGUAAAAGGUCCGCAGGUUUUGCUCGCGGGGAUCUCUCUGAGAUAUCCUACCAUGGAUCCAUUUGACAGCACAGAGCGUGCGAGUCUGCCGAGAAACAUGAUUGAGAACAGCAUGUUUGAAGAAGAGCCUGAUAUUGUGGAUUUGGCCAAAGACACCACUACAUCUCCAACAUUUCCUGCUCUUGACCCAGAUGAGGUGGUGUAUGAGCCUCGUAGCUCACGGCUACUUGUGCGAGGCCUGGGAGAGAAUGACAUGGAUGAAGAUGAGGAGGACUGCGAGUCUUCAGCCCGUCUGCUGGGAAUGUCCUUUAUGAACCGUAGCUCUGCUCACAGAUCCGGUUCUUCCCCUUACACCAGACGGGACCCACCCAGGUCAUGUUCACGGCCCUCAACCCGGAGCACGGUUGUGUGUGUGUUACUCCUGGUGAUAGUGGCCUCUCUGACUAUGGUACUGUACUUCUUACCUGGAUGCAACUUUACCAAGGCAGGUUGCCAAAAGCCAAAUAAUACCCUGGAGCCAGUGUACCCUUGGGCCACGAAUGUCCAUGAACUGUUUCCAUGGGCUGAGUUCCGGCUGCCUCAGAGCAUACAUCCUCUCAGCUAUGACCUCACCCUGAACCCUGACCUUGAGAGCAUGACUUUCACUGGCCGCACAGUUAUUAACAUGUCUGUGCGUCACAAUACCAAGCGCAUUGUCCUGCACAGCGCUAAUCUCAACAUUACCAAAGCUACCUUCAAGUUGGGUGAUAGGAAGACCAGUGUUGUGACUGUACUAGAGUACAAACCCAGACAGCAGAUAGCUGUGAAGUUCUCCGAGGAGCUGAAGGAAGGCCAGUACUGUGUUUUGACCCUGGAUUACUCUGCCAACCUCUCAAACACCUAUGGUGGUUUCUACAAGAGCUCAUAUACUGAUAAAGAUGGAAACAAAAGGGUCCUCGCUGCAACCCAGUUUGAGCCACUGGCAGCUAGAAAGGCCUUUCCUUGCUUUGACGAACCGGCUUUCAAAGCCACCUUCCUGAUUAAAAUCAGCAGAAAAUCAAACUACAUGACUCUUUCCAACAUGCCUAAGGCUACGUCUACACCACUUACCAAUGGCCUCAUACAGGAUGAGUUUGAAAAAACUAGUGUCAACAUGAGUACCUACCUUGUGGCCUUCAUCAUUGCUGACUUUACUCCUAUCAGCAAAAAUGUCUCAGACACUCUGGUGUCCGUGUACUCUGUGCCAGAGAAGAAAGAGUACACUGACUAUGCUCUGGACACUGCCUCCAAGCUGCUGGAGUUCUACAGUGAUUUCUUUGAUAUUGACUACCCCCUCAAAAAACUAGACUUGGUAGCCAUCCCGGAUUUCCUGGCAGGAGCCAUGGAGAACUGGGGACUGAUGACUUUCAGAGAGACCAGUCUGCUGGUGGGCAACAAGUCCUCUUCUCUGGAAAAACAAGUGGUUGCCUCUAUCAUAGCACAUGAGCUAGCUCAUCAGUGGUUUGGAAACAUGGUAACUAUGAGAUGGUGGAAUGACUUGUGGCUCAAUGAAGGCUUCGCCACUUACAUGCAGUACACGUCAGUGCAGAGAGUGUUGCCCCAGCUCGACAUUGGUAAUUCGUUCCUGGCAAUGCGGUUCAGAGCCUUGGACAAAGACGCACUAAACUCCUCCCAUGCUGUGUCAACAGAGGUUAAUACGCCAGAACAGGUGGAAGAAAUGUUUGACUCUGUCUCCUAUGAAAAGGGUGCAUCCCUUCUCCUGAUGUUAAAUGCCUCGCUGCCAUGGAAUCAACAGUUCAAAAAGGGUAUCCUUCAAUACCUGAAACAGUUCAAUGGAUCAAACACGGACACUGAAGAUCUGUGGAACAGCCUUACACAGGUUGACGUCUCGACGCUACCCCAGAAUGUGUCAGAGAUGAUGAGCUCAUGGACAUCACAGAAAGGCUUCCCAUUGGUCACUGUAAGCCGCAAGGGAGAUCAGGUGACCCUCACACAGGAGCACUUCCUUCUCACGUCUGACAAUGCCACACAUACUUCCAGGCUGUGGAAUGUCCCUGUGACAUAUGUAAACGACAGCUGUAGCUUGGCCCCUGAGUGCAGACAGAUGUUCACCCUGAAGACCAAGUCAGGCACUUUUAAGCUUCCACAAACUGUGAAGUGGCUGAAGCUGAAUUACAGAAACACAGGCUUCUACAUCGUCCACUACGGAAGUGAGGGCUGGGACUCUCUUAUAGAGGCUUUGUCCAAUAAUGUCAGUGUUCUUACACAUGAGGACCGUGCCUCUCUCAUACACAACAUCUUUGCUCUCUCCAGACUGGGGCGUGUAUCCUUCCAUCAAGUUCUAAACCUGUUGAACUACCUGCUCAACGAAACUGAGACUUCUCCUGUGAAAGAGGCCUUGUUACAGCUCAGUAGUAUUUACAGACUGCUUGACAAAAGACAAGAGCAAUAUCUUGUGGCCCGCAUGAAGAACUAUAUUCUGCUUCAUUUUCAUUCACUGAUGGGCAACCAAACCUGGGAAGAGGAGGAGAGCAUAUCUAAACAGGAGUUACGGUCAGCGCUACUAGAGAUGGCUUGUAGUCUGAAUGAAGAAAGCUGCACUCAGAAAGCCAAAGCCAUGUUCACACAGUAUGUCCAGUCUAAUGGGACAAUACGCAUACCAGGCGAUCUGCAGAGAGUUGUAUUCACUGUAGCUGCUCAGUCAGAUGAGGACUGGUCAACUCUGCUCAGCAUGUACAGAUACUCCACCUAUGAUGCAGAGAAACGAAAAAUGCUACAGGGCCUAGCAUCCACUCAGAAUGCACGACACGUAGUAUGGAUUCUACACGCAGCUCUAAAAGGAGAUAUCAUCCAGACGCAGGAGUUGCCUUUGGUCAUCAGCACUGUGUGUAACGGUUUCGCGGGCUACUUGUUUGCCUGGGAUUUUAUACAGGAGAACUGGGACCGCCUCAUAGAGAAGUUCCCUCUGGGCUCCUUUGCUCUACAGGCAGUCAUCAAAUCUUCCACUUCCCAGUUUUCUACACAGGCACACCUUGAUCAAGUGCAGGGUUUCUUCUCUAGUCUGAAGGAGCGUGGCUCUCAGAUGAGGAGUGUGCGGGAAGCUUUGGAAACCAUCAGGCUGAACCAGCGCUGGAUGGACAACAACCUGCCUACGCUGCGAAAAAGGCUCUAAACAGGCCCUCCAUCAGUCCCUGCCUCUCUCUCAGGCAGCUGGGGUGUGUCAUCAGGACAUCAGUAAUGUUUGCACUAUUAUGGGCCUGUCUCUUUUGACUCCCUUUAUCCAGGCCAGAGUUCUAACAACCCAGAGGUUGUGCUCUACCUGGGUGGACAAGGUAUUUGCUUUUCUGAGGUUUGGCCAUGUGAGUUUAUUUUUUAGCUCAGGGUGGCUCUCUGAUUGUGUGUCUGACAGGGCGUUGUCAGAUGCAAACACACACUCCUCUCACUUAAUGCUGCUGACCAAACCUCUUCUCUGCAGCUCUAAUAUAAACUUCGUGCCUGAGCAGACAAUCAUGCCUCCCCCGCGUCCUUUUGCUCAGCCUGCUCUCGGGCAUUUAACUGUACGAGCUGCAUAAUGGCCCCUUCAAAUAGAGCAGGUUUGAAGAACGUUGACAUUACUAAUGGACGCACUGUCAGUCAGUGCUGGACUUUCUCUCUGCCAAUGGGUUUCUGUAGAUGCAGGUGUCAGUGAUUCCUCGGUAAUGAAAAGUUAAAAUUAGCGGUACUAGAGAUGUUAGUUUUCUAAAUUUCCCAUUAUAAACAGAAACAGUCUGUGCUUUAACUAUUCAUGCAACAUGAAGCAUAUAAAUCAUGGUUUGGCUAGAAGACUGGCCGAUUGAUUGCUCAGAUUGCCAAACUUGUGUUGGCAUUAAUUGAAUGUACUGACAAACCUUGCCACUGUGUACAGUAGAUGGCAUCCUGCACAGCGAUGCAGGUGCAAAUCAACAAGCAGUGUGUCAUAGAUUAGCACAGGCAGUGCACACUGGAGCCGGUUGUUCUCGCUGUCUUUCUCUAUCAGUCAUAAGAACAGUUUAGUUCUGGUCAGCACGUUUUACUUUGCUUGUUUGCGGUGCAAUCAUUGUAUACACUCAUUCUUUAACUCCAUAUGCUUUUAAACUUGUAAGUAUAAAUGUAAAUAUGUGACUUUUCCCUGCAAUGUUGGAUGUACAGUUUGACACAUUUUGACUUUUAAAGAUUUUUAGAUUUUCUUUCUGGUGUGUGUGUGUGUGUGUGUGUGUGUGUACACUGUACAUACAGUAUGCAGUUAAAAGAUCAAAUUAUACAUAGAGUUGAUCAGCGUUCUUAAUCAAAUAUGUUUUAUUUCCUGAUUUUGGCCAACACAAGGAGUUUUUAUUUUUUGGCCACUGAAUGUUCAUGUUUAAGGACUGAUGUGCAUACUGAAUCUAAAGAAUGUAUAGUACAACAUCGGUACUGGGGAUGACUAAUCUGACCAGUAAGCUUUUGCUCAUCAAUCAAGUGAACUCACAGAAGAGUCCGAGUUAGUCAGCUGUUAAGUGUCUUUAUAUGUUUCUUAGUAUCUUUUGAUCCAGGAUGUUAAGUAAAGUUGUCCAUUCAUCCUGAGCUUUAUUUAAAGUGCUAUUUUUCACCCCAUCAUUGUUACAAUAUCCAUGAUAAGUGAUCUCUAACAGAUAUAGUGAAUUUUCCAUGGAAAUCCUGGUUACCUUCUUCAGGCUUGUCUCCUGUGCAUUUGGUUUUGACAUUUUCAUCCUCUAAAGCCCAUUUGUUCCAUUUAUGUGAGCAGGAAUUUUGAAGUUCAUAAAACAAAAGAAUACCAGUGAGAUCUAUCUAGGUUCACUCACCAAUAACCAUACCUCCAGCUUGGUCAUGUGUUUCAGUGAACACAAUUCGCUGGGCAUUAUACAUGUAGGUCAUGUCCUUGUGCAACUCAGCAUUAGAGUGACUCCUACUGGUUUGUUGGGGUGGCUGCACAGGAUCAGUGACUCUUAAUCUCGGCACAUUAUUUUUUGAUGAAGCUGAAAACGGAAACGCAGAGUGACACCAUGAGUACUGGAGGCAGCAUAUGCAUCCUUCCCAGGUUAACAGUGGGGGUUAGCAGUGUUAUCACAAUACAGAGGCUUGGGCAUUCUGUUUAAAUAAAUCACUUACAACUGCAACUUAAACUACCUGCAGAUUGUCAGUAGUAUUGCCAAAUUAUUCCAUGGGAUUCAUGAUAGUUCCACAGUCUGAUGAUGUGUUGAAUAUACCUCUACAUGUCCUAAACAUUUAAAUCCUGGCUCAGUCUGGUUAUGCAGCUCUACUGAGAUGAUGGUACUCUGAGUUCCUGUUAUAUUUUUGUUAAAAAAGAAAUAACUAGUCCAUGUGAAAUCUGUUGCAAUAUUCAUUCUUAGUCAAAGCUGUUAAAUCAGUGAAGGGAGGACUGUAGUGGAGUAAACUUGAUCAGAUUGUCUCACACUGGGAUGAAAUGCUGUAAAUGCUUUUGUGUCACUCUUCAUGUAAACCAAAUAUAAAAGUUGUUUUCUUAGAAAUGUUGGAUUUUCUUUUUCUCAGAUAGACAACUCAUCACGUACCUAAAUUCAAAAUAGCUUGUGGUGGUUUUCUGUCACUGAUAAUGCAAAACUGAGUCCUUUACAAAUUAUGUUAAAAUGGUUUGUUGAAAUGCAGCUGCAGCUAAAUUCCUUUCAGUGGCAUUGAUGUUGAAAUGGUUGAUGUUUCUGAUGUGUUUUUUUUUGUUUGUUUUGUUUUUUUAAGAGCCCAGCCAUGGUGAAUUUUAGUAUUAAAAAAUCUACAUGACGUCCAACAGAUGAGGGAAACUUAACCAUUAGAGAAAGGAAAGUCUAAACAAGGUGUAAAUUCAGUUCUGGAUGUUUCCUAAAGCAGACACGUUCCCUUAUUAGUGGAAAAUAACAUGCUACUGCCUAGACCACCCGGUCAAUCCAAAUAGCAUUAAAAAAGUUAAAUAAAAGGCCAAAGCACUACUAAAAAAAUUAUAGGUAAAACUAAGAUUUUCAGGAAUGACUGGAUACUGGGAGGAUGCUGUCUAAACACAAUGGUUUACUUCUACCAUUAAUGCCUCUUGCAUGAUUCUUCUCAGUUGUACCACCAGAGGUCUUUGUAGCUCUGCUGGAAACUUGUAUAGUGGCUCUCACUCGUGUUCUUGAAGUUGAAAGAUAUUGUACUUCUUAAAAGAUGAAUGUAAGUGACUUGAAAAGAUUUAUUUAGACACUGGGGAUAUUAUGGAAGAUGAUCCUUUAAAAUUUUUUUAUCCUAAAACUAAAUACAGCCUUUAACUAUAAAAGGACCUUUUCAUUUUAAACAACUGCAGGCUUUUGUGCAUUUUAACCCACUGUUCCCUCGGUGUGUGUGUGUGUGUUUUAGAAAGUGUGUUUUGUGCCUUGCAGACUUGUUUUGGCAGAGGGCCAUGCAGCUGGAAGACAUCAUACAGGCUGUAUUUUCUCCCUUCAUACUUUCUUUCUUGGCCAAACAACACAAGGUAUAAACACAAUUGACUCCUUUGUACUGAAAUCCAGACUGGGUGUAAUUAAUGACCAAGCUGAAUGCUAUAUGAGACCUGACAGACAUCACAGCAAUUUGUUUGCUGCUGUCGCAUUUUCAACAGUGUCAGCUCCUUUAGACUUAGACCUUUUUAGAGCAAAGGUCUGUAUGACCUUUGCUGUGGUAUUUCUUCUAUUUAGUUGUAUAUUAUAUAUGUUAUUUGUAAUAGUGGCAGUGUGGUUAGCAAGAAGGUUCCAGGUUCAAGCCUGGGCCAACCUGGGGCCUUUCAGAGUGGAGUUU
Molecule: messenger RNA, 7110 nt
Organism: Monopterus albus (swamp eel)
Lineage: Eukaryota; Metazoa; Chordata; Actinopteri; Synbranchiformes; Synbranchidae
Gene: lnpep
Product: leucyl/cystinyl aminopeptidase
Exons: 22
Coding region: 413-3511 (1032 amino acids)
Biological process (GO): proteolysis; peptide catabolic process; regulation of blood pressure
Cellular component (GO): plasma membrane; cytoplasm
Molecular function (GO): zinc ion binding; metalloaminopeptidase activity; peptide binding
Source: RefSeq, a predicted model, not a curated record